Erigeron canadensis is the source of this 1662-nucleotide messenger RNA. RefSeq names its product alpha-isocomene synthase-like. Gene Ontology annotation, molecular function: magnesium ion binding; terpene synthase activity. The record is from RefSeq and is a predicted model, not a curated record. Gene Ontology annotation, biological process: diterpenoid biosynthetic process. The transcript is spliced from 7 exons. Lineage: Eukaryota; Viridiplantae; Streptophyta; Magnoliopsida; Asterales; Asteraceae. Bases 22 to 1662 code for a protein of 546 amino acids.
AUAUAUUAACGCAAUUGGAAGAUGUCUUUAAAACCAGAAAAAGUUGUCCGCCCAACUGCUAACUUUCCUUCCAGUGUUUGGGGAGACCAGUUUCUUUCCUAUGAGGAUGAAGAUCUAUCAGGGCUUGAAAAACAAGUAGAAGAAUUGAAAGGAGGACUAAAAAAAGAAAUUUUGGAAACUUUGAACGUUCCUACACAACAUGCGAAAUUGUUAAAAAUGAUUGAUGCAAUCCAACGCCUGGGUGUUGCAUACUACUUUAGAGACGAUAUUGGUCAAGUCUUGCAGCACUUCUAUGAUGCAUAUGGUGACCAUUGGAAAGGCGACAAUCCUUCCAUUUGGUUUCGGCUCAUGCGACAAAAUGGAUAUUUUGUUUCAAGUGAUGUCUUCAACAGCUACAAGGACAAAGAUGGAGCUUUUAAGGAUCCUUUGGAAAAUGAUAUUCAAGGGUUACUUGAUUUGUAUGAAGCCGCAUAUCUAAGGGUUCCUGAAGAAGUAAUAUUAGAUGAUGCUCUUGCUUAUACAAAAAGUCGGCUUAAUGACAUAGCUAAUGAUCCUCUUAUAAGUAGCUCUAUCAUCUCUUCGCACAUACAAGAAGUUCUAGCACGACCGGUUCAUAAAACAUUGCCGAGACUUGAGGCAUUACGCUACAUACCUUUCUACCAACAAAAGGCUUCUCACAAUGAGUCAUUACUAAAGCUUGCCAAGCUGGGGUUCAACCUUCUUCAAUCGCUGCAUAAGAAAGAACUUUACCAACUUUCCAUGUGGUGGAAAGGCUUCGAUGUUCCUACAAUUUUAUCUUAUGCGAGAAAUAGACUAAUUGAAUGCUACUUUUGGUCAUUAGGCGUGUACUAUGAGCCUCAGUAUUCUGAAUCGAGAAUGUUCUUGGCAAAAAUUCUUUCGAUGGAAACACUUCUUGAUGACACGUAUGAUGCUUAUGGUACCUAUGAGGAACUUGUGAAGUUUACCGAAGCACUUCAAAGGUGGUCAUAUACAUCCUUGGAGGGUCUUCCAGAAAAAAUGAAGUUGGUAUACCAAAUGCUCUUGAAUAUAUAUGAAGAUAUGGAAGGGAUUUUGAAAAAGAUGGGAAAAGCACAUCAUCUUAACUAUAUUAGAGAAGCAAUGAUGGAAUACGUUGGCUGCUAUUUGAAAGAAGCCAAAUGGGCAAAUGAAAGGUAUAUACCAACAAUGGAAGAGCACAAAGAAAUCACAGUUGUUAGUAGCGGAUACAAAUUCACCCUGAUAGCAAGUUUUGCCGCCAUGGGUGAUAUAAUCACGGAUGAAACAUUCAAAUGGGCUCUCACUAUGCCUCCCCUUGCCAAAUCUUGUUGUGUGCUUUGUAGGACAAUGGAUGAUCUUGUCACCUACAAGGAAGAGCAAGAGAGAAUGCAUGUUGCUUCUAGCAUUCAGUGCUACAUGAAGGAAUAUGAUGUUAGUGAGCAACAUGUCCAUGAUUUGUUUACUAAGAAAGUUGAAGAUGCUUGGAAAGAAAUGAACAAAGAGUCCAUCACUUGUAAAGAUGUUGAAUUACCUAUAAUCAUGCGUGUGAUCAAUUUGGCACGUGUCAUGGAUGUCCUCUAUAAGAAUAAAGACCAUUUCACGCAUGUUGGACCCGAGCUCAUUAAUCAUAUCAAGUGUCUUCUUGUUGAUGCUAUUGCUACAUAA